GCUGUGAGUCAUGAAGUGUGUGUGGAACAACACGGAGCGGCUGGAGAGCCUCUACAUCUGCUACUGGAACGCCCACGGCUAUGUCUCGCUCGUUAUCUGCGUGUUCGGCAGCAUCACCAACAUCAUCAACAUUCUCAUCCUCACGAAGAAGUCGAUGCGCAACUCCAUCAACAGCAUCCUGACGGGAGUGGCCACGGCCGACCUGCUGACGAUGACGACGUACAUCCCCAUGGCCAUCCACUUCUACCUGAUGAACGACAUCACGCAGUCGGCCCAGAAGAACUCCUACAACUGGAUGAAGUUCCUCAUGUUCCACGCAUCAUUCUCCAUAGCCACGCACACCGUUUCAAUAUGGCUGGCCGUCAUCAUGGCCGUGAUGCGCUACAUCUUCGUCAGACCCACAGCGAGGGGAUCGAAAACGGUGACGAUUCGUUCCUCCGUCUACAUCAUCAUCGUCACAUACAUCGCCGCCGUCAUUCUCACCAUACCCAACGCUCUGUCGACAGAUAUGCACAAAGUCGAAGACCUGAACGAAACCUUGUGGAGAUUUUAUGCACCAGCUAUUGGGACAAACCAAACCGAUACCAUGGCUCUUCUCAACUUCUGGAUCUAUCCGGUUUUCGGCAAGAUUGUCCCCGUCGUAUUGAUUUCUAUAUUUGGAGGCUUACUGUUGCAGACGUUACGGGAAACGGACAAACGAGGCCAGCGACUAAAGGGAGACAACACAGCCGCACAUCGUCACAACCGACGUACAACAAUCAUGCUGCUCUCCAUCAUCUGCAUGUACAUCGUGUCGGAAGUCCCGCAGAGCAUUCUCAUCAUUCUCUGCGCAUGCGUGGAUGGCUUCUGGGGCGUCUACAUUGCUAUGGGUGAUAUUAUAGACACGGUAUCGCUCAUAAACAGUGCUAUCAAUUUCAUUAUGUACUGCACUAUGAGCACCCAGUUUCGGAACGAGCUGAUGGACUCCACCCGUCACCUGUGUCAGACUAUAACGGGAAGGUGUAGGAAACAAGGUUCAGGAAAGAACCUCCCUGUAACUCGAGUUUAGAGCUAGGUCUGUGGCAGCGAAUUUCUACAUUGUUGCCGCCAAGAGAUUGUAUACAUAUACAAACUUAAGUUUUGCAUUUACCAUAGUUUGACACCCAGUAACUGAUGUAUUUUUCGUGUUGGGGUGUCGUUAAACAUCUAUUCUAUUCUAUCUACAUAUACAAAUGAAGAGUCCAUGGGAAUAACCUGUUACACAUUUUUAGUAAGGUGGUAUUUUUUUUUAAUUUUAACGUUUACAACUCUGCAAUCGAGGAAUAUUUAUGCCUAAGAAAGCAUAAGUUACCAAUUACUUUUAAUGGCCUAAAGUUAGUGUCAUUAUGACUUUAACAUAUUCGACCGUUAUAAUACCGACUGUGUGUUUGGUCAUCAUAGGUUAUUCCCGUGGACCCUUUAUACACACACACAUAUAUAUAUAUAUAUACACACGCACACACGGACACACACACAUACAUAUAUACAUACAUGGUAUGGCUGAAGUGGCAGAUUGUGAUGGCAUAGACCACGUGUUUAACAGCGUCCUAAUAGAUCUAACCACCGGCUACUGGGUGUUACACAGAUACUUAUUGAAACACGUGUCUAGAGUAUUACUUAAUAUUAGACAUUAUGUUGUUGAAUGUGACGAACACGUUCAUCAUCUUACGUCCUGCUACAUAUUAUGCUAUAUUGUGUUUUAAGGCAUUCUGUAUAUUUGGGGGGUUUUAAGCUCGCUGUAAAAAUCAAGAUGGUGAUAAAUAUAGUCUUUUUUUUUUUCUUUUCUUUUUUUUUAAAUGUUAUUUAUGGAAAUAGCAAAAAUUUAAAUGUGUUUAAUAGUGAGAAGGUAACAGCAGUAUAGUCCCAAUAAAUGAAUAUGCUUGGAACCACAAGAACCUACAACACAAGUGUGUCUACUUUUCUAACAGUCGGGCAGAUCAAUGCUAUGUGCAUAAUGCCCGCUACGUAUUGUCUGUUAAUGCCUAUGUCAUUGUUAUAUUGUCUAGACAACUAUGUACAUCUAAUAGUUUGACUUAUUGUUUGCUCAUCGAUCCCUGUCGGUGGGCCCAUUGGGCUAUUUCUCGUUCCAGCCAGUGCACCACGACUGGUAUAUCAAAG
Gigantopelta aegis is the source of this 2136-nucleotide messenger RNA. RefSeq names its product G-protein coupled receptor dmsr-1-like. The transcript has a single exon. NCBI's taxonomy places the organism in Eukaryota, Metazoa, Mollusca, Gastropoda, Neomphalida, Peltospiridae. The record is from RefSeq and is a predicted model, not a curated record. Gene Ontology annotation, biological process: G protein-coupled receptor signaling pathway. Gene Ontology annotation, molecular function: G protein-coupled peptide receptor activity. Bases 11 to 1048 code for a protein of 345 amino acids. Gene Ontology annotation, cellular component: membrane.